AUGACUGAUAGCACCAAACUUAUUGCUGUGAUUGGAGAUGAAGACACCGUCACGGGUUUUAUCCUUGCGGGUAUUGGUCAUCGAACGGCCAACGGAACCAACUUUCUUGUCGUCAAGCCUUCCACGCCAAUUUCUACAAUUGAAGCUACCUUCCGAUCGCUAUCUAGCCGUGACGACAUUGCUAUCAUUCUCAUUAAUCAACAUGUGGCUGAGGAAAUCCGUCAUCUUCUUAAUACAUAUGAAAAGACAAUUCCCACAGUGUUGGAAAUACCAAGCAAGGACUCACCUUACGAUCCUGCGAAGGAUUAUAUCAUGAAACGCGUGAAUCUUAUGCUUGGAGAGUCGUAA
This is a messenger RNA of Plasmopara halstedii, 348 nucleotides long. RefSeq names its product v-type f subunit. The record is from RefSeq and is a predicted model, not a curated record. Gene Ontology annotation, cellular component: membrane; proton-transporting V-type ATPase, V1 domain. Bases 1 to 348 code for a protein of 115 amino acids. Gene Ontology annotation, molecular function: proton-transporting ATPase activity, rotational mechanism. The transcript is spliced from 3 exons. NCBI's taxonomy places the organism in Eukaryota, Oomycota, Peronosporomycetes, Peronosporales, Peronosporaceae. Gene Ontology annotation, biological process: proton transmembrane transport.